Molecule: messenger RNA, 3197 nt
Organism: Ictalurus furcatus (blue catfish)
Lineage: Eukaryota; Metazoa; Chordata; Actinopteri; Siluriformes; Ictaluridae
Gene: tubgcp4
Product: tubulin, gamma complex associated protein 4
Exons: 18
Coding region: 115-2121 (668 amino acids)
Biological process (GO): spindle assembly; mitotic cell cycle; cytoplasmic microtubule organization
Cellular component (GO): spindle pole; gamma-tubulin complex; centrosome
Molecular function (GO): microtubule minus-end binding; gamma-tubulin binding
Source: RefSeq, a predicted model, not a curated record
GAAGGCGACGCACAAUUGGCGGUGUUUAUGAUAGAUAGGCGUUAGUGGUUCAAUGGAUACUACGUUGUUAGGAAGUCUUAAUUAAUAGCUUUUGGAUUAAAGGUUGAUGUAACGAUGAUCCACGAGUUGCUGCUUGCUUUAAGCGGGUAUCCUGGUACCAUAAUUACAUGGAAUAAACGAAAUGGUUUACAGGUGUCCCAGGAUCUGCCAUUUCUCCAUCCUAGUGAAACCAGUGUCCUGAACCGGCUGUGUAAGAUGGGCACAGACUAUGUGCGGUUCACAGAGUUUAUAGAGCAACACACGGGUCAUGUCCACCAACAAGAGCACCACUCGAGCCAGCCGAGCCAAAGUGGAUUACAUGGGAUAUACCUGAGGGCUUUCUGCACUGGCCUACACUCCAUGUUGCAGCCUUACAGACAAGCAUUACUAGAUCUUGAACAAGAGUUUCUUGGUGAUCCACAUCUCUCCAUUUCCCAUGUGAACUACAAGCUGGAACAGUUUCAGUUGCUGUUCCCCUCUGUAAUGGUUGUUGUGGAGACCAUCAAAUCUCAAAAGAUUCAUGGCUGUCAGAUUCUGGAGACUGUUUACAAGCACAGCUGUGGAGGACUGCCGCCUGUUCGGAUGGCCUUGGAAAAGAUUCUUGCAGUGUGCCAUGGAGUGAUGUACAAGCAGCUGGCUGCAUGGAUGCUGCAUGGCCUGCUCCUGGACCAGAGUGAGGAGUUCUUCGUGAGGCAAGGCCCCAGCGCAGGAGGAGCCGCAGCAGCACAGGAAGAAGAGGAGGAGGACCUUGGCAUUGGCGGUCUGAGUGGGAAACAACUUAGAGAGUUGCAAGACCUGAGGCUGAUCGAGGAGGAGAAUAUGCUGGCCCCGUCCCUGCAGCAGUUUUCCCUGCGUGUCGAGAUGCUUCCCUCAUACAUUCCUGUACGAGUAGCUGAAAAAAUCCUCUUUGUCGGGGAAUCGGUGCAAAUGUUUGAGAACCACAACCAAAGUCCCUCUAGAGCUGGUUCCAUACUGAAACACCAAGAGGACACGUUUGCUGCAGAGCUCCACAGACUGAAACAGCAGCCACUUUUCAGCCUGGUGGACUUCGAGAAUGUAAUCGAUGGAAUUCGAAGUACAGUUGCUGAGCAUCUUUGGACUUUGAUGGUGGAAGAAUCUGAUCUUUUGGGCCAACUCAAGAUCAUAAAGGAUUUUUAUUUGUUGGGACGUGGUGAACUUUAUCAAGUCUUCAUUGACCUUGCCCAGCACAUGCUUAAGACCCCACCCUCAGCUGUGACAGAACACGAUGUGAAUGUGGCGUUUCAGCAAGCUGCUCAUAAGGUUCUGCUUGAUGAUGACAACCUGUUACCCCUCUUGCAUCUCACUAUUGACUAUCAAGGGAAAGAUGCCAAAGAGGCGUCUGGGACUCGAGAAGGCACCACACCUCCUCAGGAGUCUUCUCCUCGAGAGCCUCCUUCCACAGGCUGGGCUGCACUGGGACUGGCCUACAAAGUGCAGUGGCCCCUGCACAUUCUCUUCACUCCUGCCGUGCUGGAAAAGUAUAACGUAGUGUUUCGAUACCUGCUCAGUGUGCGCCGGGUGCAGUCAGAGCUGCAGCACUGCUGGGCCCUACAGAUGCAGCGCAAACACUUAAAGUCUAACAAGACCGAUGCAGUCAAAUGGAGGCUGCGCAACCACAUGGCGUUCCUUGUCGAUAACCUGCAGUAUUACCUACAGGUGGAUGUCUUGGAGUCGCAGUUUUCGCAGCUUUUGCAGCAGAUUAACUCGACACGAGACUUUGAGAGCAUUCGUCUGGCUCAUGACCAUUUCCUUAGUAAUCUCUUAGCCCAGUCCUUCAUCCUUCUGAAGCCAGUGUUUCAUUGUUUGAAUGAGAUUCUGGAUCUCUGUCACAAUUUCUGUUUGCUGGUGAGUCAGAAUCUGGGGCCACUGGACGAGAGAGGAGCAGCUCAGCUGGACAUUAUGGUGAAGGGUUUUAGCCGCCAGUCGUUCCUGCUCUUCAAGAUCCUCUCCAGUGUGCGUAACCACCAAAUCAAUUCAGACCUGGCUCAGCUACUGCUGCGUCUGGACUAUAACAAAUACUACACUCAGUCAGGAGGCACGCUGGGAAGUUUUGGGCUCUGAGACAGAACUGCAGGAACCAUUACUUCAUUCUACACUGUGUAAAUAUGCCCUGAAGUCAUACUGCAAGACAUAAUGAUUAUACAGUUGUAUUAACACACACCGUGUCCACUUUCUGGUAUUUAUGUUGGGUUGUCUUCCAUGUGUUAUACUAAAUUUAUACUUGUAAAUACUACUACCUGAAUUAUAAAAAUAAACCCAAGGGGAAAAAAAAGGAGACACACAGUUUAUUAUGCCAAAAACAGUUUUAAAACUAUAUACAGUAAAAGCAGGCAGGUGCUAAAACAGUACAGGAUGUUUAAAAAAAAUACAGAAGAGACCAAGCCUAAGAAGAAGAGUAAUCAUGAUGAUAUUCAGGCUGACUGUCAUAGGCCAGACGUUCUCCACAGAUCACACACUGAACCAGCCACUCCAGAGACACCACGGGAGUGUUCAGGGCAGUCACACACUUCAGCACCUCUGCAGGACACGCAGACACCACCAGGUCCAACCCCUCUGCUAAAAUAUCUACAAACCAAGACAAAGGAAAGCACACAAGGUGUAAUUAUAAAACCUCACAAGCGAAGUCAUGUCUUCAGGUUGACUAUUUUCACUGAUCCUGAAAAAACAAGUCAACAAUUUGGACUAGGCUUCAUAUUGCAGGCAAAAGAAAGAAAUAAAAAUAUAUCAAGUGUAUUGUGCUAUUUUGACAACUCAGUAUCCAUUUGUGGGGGCGUAAUUCCACACUCUUUCAGAUCUACACCAGACCCCUGCUGAAUGCUGAAAAAAUAUAAUUUGUAUAGCUAGAAGCUGCACUGUGAGAAAUAUGCAGUAUUUCAUGAGAGAGAAAAAAAAAUAAGGUGGAAUAUCUUUAAGUGAACCAAGCAGAACCUACCAGAACUGUUGCUGCUUAGUUUAUGUUGCUGGACCUUUGCAGCUCCACACAUGGUGAGCAACGAAGUCCACAAAUCCACACGUUCUUCUGAAACCAGCAGGACCUUCAGAGCUUUGAAAGGGUUACAGCGUGUAUGCCUGUGGGAAAAUAAUUUUUUUUUUUUAAUUGUUCUGAAUUAGGAUGUAAUAAAUCUUACUGUCAAUGA